This is a messenger RNA of Ciona intestinalis (vase tunicate), 1549 nucleotides long. Its product is annotated as tRNA (guanine-N(7)-)-methyltransferase. Gene Ontology annotation, molecular function: tRNA (guanine(46)-N7)-methyltransferase activity. Gene Ontology annotation, cellular component: tRNA methyltransferase complex. Gene Ontology annotation, biological process: RNA (guanine-N7)-methylation; tRNA methylation. Lineage: Eukaryota; Metazoa; Chordata; Ascidiacea; Phlebobranchia; Cionidae. The record is from RefSeq and is a predicted model, not a curated record.
UCCCAUACAGAGUAAAAACUAAAUAAGUUUUAAAAUGGAUGAGAUUGAAAAUGAAAUAAUAUCCAAAAAACUUCCAAGAAAAAAGUAUUUUCGUCAGCGAGCCCAUUCCAACCCACUUGGGGACCACAAUGUAGAAUACCCCAUCUCACCCAGAACUAUGGAUUGGUCAAAACAUUAUCCAGCUUACUUUGUUAAUGAGAAAAGCGAGAAUAACGAGAUGGAAAGUGACGACAUGACAGUUCGUAAAGUAGAAGUUCUUGACAUCGGUUGUGGGUACGGCGGAUUGUUAAUUGCAUUGUCAAAGUUGUUGCCGGAUACUCUUAUUACUGGCAUGGAGAUUCGCGUUAAGGUAUCAGAUUAUGUACAGGAAAGGAUCCAAGCUUUAAGGAUGGCCCAUGUUGGAACUAAGGAGUUUCAAAAUGUUGCUUGCAUCAGAACGAACGCUAUGAAAUACUUACCUAACUUCUUUUCAAAAGGCCAGCUUAAAAAGACGUUCAUUCUUUUUCCUGACCCCCAUUUUAAAAAGCAGAAGCAUAAAUGGCGUAUCGUUAGUUCUACUCUCCUAGCAGAAUAUGCUUAUAUUCUUUGCCAAGGAGGUCUUCUAUACACCAUUACCGAUGUAUUAGAAGUACAUGAAUGGAUGGUAAAACACUUUUCUGAACAUCCUUUAUUUGACCGUGUUGAUGACCACGAACUAAAGGACGAUGCUUGUUAUAAAGCUAUGUUCGUUAGCACAGAAGAAGGGAAAAAAGUAGCGCGAAACAACGGCGAAAAAUACCCUGCAGUUUUUAGACGAAAUGAUUUUGGUUUUGCUGGAAAAUCUUCUUGAUACCAAAUCCCGAAUCCUGCAAUUGUUAUUUCUUACGUUGUUUACAUUCCCGAAAAUGGAAUCCAAUAAAAAUAAUGAUGUCUUCAUAUUGGCGGAAGUCUUAGCUUUACAAGUUAUAUUGGUAUAGAUAUGCUGAAUAAAAAGAUGUAACUUGAUUAUGUGGCUGUGGUGGAGCAACGACAGUCGUUAUAACAGGAGCGUUCGGUGUGAUAAAACCUUGUUUAACUUUUGAGUAGUUAUGAUCUGUUUUAUAAAAUCAUUCGUAAUUCGUAACUUUGUGGGUGGUUUUUGAAUUGGUAAACUGUUUUAAGGUAUCUAACAUUUGCAUAGCACAUAAGAACAACGAAGUUGGAGCAAAUGCUGUUCGGUGUCUCAUCUAAGGACGAAUACGUCCACAACGAUGUCUUGCGCCAUGUUCUUUGUACCUGUUUCUUUCGAUCCAGAGCCGAACUCUGUUGCCACGUGUAACGCACUUUCAUUUUAUUUUCUCACUAAUAUUGAUUGUAAACAAAGAAUCAUAAAACCCUAUCCUCACGACUCCCAAAUACCGUUGUUAAUUGUUUAAAAUACGAUCAGGAUAUUUAGAUAUUAUGUGUUCAAUGUGUCCAAUCUCCCACUUUACUAUAUAUACUAUAUAGUUUUUUUACCAAUGUCUUAAUGCAUCUUUACAUGGCAUCAAGCUGAGUAGAAUAGAUCACCGAAUACAAUCGUCCACUCAUA